Messenger RNA from Rotaria sp. Silwood2, 1155 nucleotides. NCBI's taxonomy places the organism in Eukaryota, Metazoa, Rotifera, Eurotatoria, Philodinida, Philodinidae. The record is from the annotation of a GenBank genome assembly.
AUGUGUACAAAUGAUGAUCUAAAUGAUAAAAAAAAAAAACCAAAUCAAUCAAUAAAUAUAUGUCAAGUGUGUGGAGAUAAUGCAUCAAUAAUUAAUUACGGAGCUUUGUCUUGUUUAUCAUGUCGUACAUUUUUUCGUCGGAAUGGUUUACCUCAUAAAGAGGUUCCAGCAUGUCGUUAUGAUGGUGAUUGUGAAGUUAAUAUGUUAACAAGAAAAGUUUGCCAAGCAUGUCGUCUUGCUAAAUGUCUUGCUGUAGGCAUGAAAUCAGAUUUAAUUCGUAAAGCAGAUUUAACUAGGGAAAAACAAAAGUCUGGCAAAUCGAAAACUGAAGAAAUUGCUGUGGUGGCUAUACCACAACAAUCUGCAUUGGAUCGACCACCCGAUGGAGAUUUAUUUCUUAAUGCUUCAGAUUGGACUCUGAUAUCUAAUAUUGUACAUGCUUUUGAUACAUUUAGUCCUGUAUCUGAAGUACGACGUACAAUUGAAAAUUCAACAACAUCAGCAUCAAAUAUUCAAUAUGAUAUAUCUCAAUCACUUAAUUUAAUGUCAUCAUUUUAUAAUUCUUUACAAUCAUUUAUAAGUUCAACACCUGAUUUUAAGGUACUUACAUUAGAUGAACAACGUUCGUUAUUUCAACGUAAUAUGCUUGGCCUUUUAUGUGUUGGUGGAAUGUAUUUAAUGCGUGAAUCAGGUAUAUUUGAUAAACCUGAAAAUGAAUCAGUAAUGUUGCCAUUAUAUGGUAUAGAAGUAACUCAACAAGCGAGAUUAAUUUGUCGACAACUCAAUUUUGAUCCAGUACUUAUAAAAGUUAUGCUUGUUGCUCUUGCUUUUUCUUCCAAUUGUUACAUGAUACAUAAUCGUGGAAAUAUUGAUAAGGAUAGUUUAUUAUUAGGUACAUUUCGUUUAUUAGGAAGUCAAAAUGUUUAUGUUGAACUUACCUGGAAAUAUUUAUUGCAUACAUAUGGUUAUAAUAUAGCAGUACAAACAUUUUCUAAACUUAUCAAACAACUUCUUGACACACUUGCACUUGCAAUUGAUAUGUAUACAAACAAUCACGAUCAUCAAAUUUUUAUUGAUGGUAUAAUUAGACAAAAUGAAAUACCUUGGAUUAUUGAUGAAAAAGCAACUAUACCAUUAUGGGGUAAAAAAUUAUAA